GCAUAUCUAGAGGCAGUGGUUUAGUUAAAGAUAAACUUUUGUCUGAAAAAAAAAAUUAUGAUGGACGUUGAUAUCAUCUCAAGAGAAAUCAUCAAACCAUCUUCACCAGCAAUUCAUCAUAUAAAACCCUUCAAACUCUCUCUCUUGGACCAGAUCACUCCUACAACCUAUGCUUCACUUAUCCUCUUUUACCCCAAGAACCAUGUGCCCGUUUGGAUCCAGCGUUUUCCGCUGAAUCUUGAGCUGCGUUUUCUGAUUUUUUUUGUUCUAGCCGCACUAUUUGACCAAGUCAACCGUGAACAGUGCACUCGUGCAUUAUUCACGGACCCACAAAUUCCACUUUUCAGCAACUUUUUCAUUAAAAAUGGAUCCCACAACACUAUUCACACAUUUAAAAAUUAUUUUGCUACAGUGUUUUCAGUUUCAGUAAAAAUAAGCUCAAUCCAAAUGGACUCCAUAUUCAUUCCAAGAAUCCCCAAUCUCACCUAAAAAACUCACUCUCAAAAACCCUAAAUAGUUUCUACCCAUUUUCCGGAAGGAUGAAAGACAACCUCUUUAUUGAUUAUUACGACAAGGGCAUUCCUUAUAAUGAGGCCCGAGUCUAUUGUUGUCUGUCUGACUUUCUUCAACAUCCUAAAACGGAGUCUUUAAACCACUUUCUUCCUUGUUGUCCAUUUCUCAAAGAACCAAAACCAAUGGAAGUUGCCCCAUUAGCCGUACAAGUCAACGUAUUUGAUUGUGGUGGAAUAGCAAUCGGUUUUACCGCGUCACAUAAGUUCAUAGAUGGAACCACCAUGAGUGCUUUCCUCAAAAAUUGGGCAGCCACUGCAGGCGGGCCUAGUAACAAACUAGUAAAUCCUAAUUUUACCGAGGCAUCAUCAUUAUCACACUUUCCUCCACAAAAUAUAUUGCCUCAUAUUGCUAAACCUUUAGUGGAAAGGCUUUGGUUCAGCGAAGGCAAGUACAAGACAAGGAGAUUUGUGUUCGAUGCCAAGGCCAUAGGCAUAGCUACUCUAAGGGCAAAAGCAAGGAGUGAACGAGUGGAAAACCCAACUCGAAUCGAAUCACUGUCUAGUUUCAUUUAUAAACACGCUAGAGCUGCUUCUAGAUUAGCAUCUGGUUCUCCAAGGCCAUCUAUACUGGCCCAAGCGAUAAGCAUCCGCGGAAAAGCAAAGCCACGCUUGUCGGAUUCUUCUAUGGGUAAUAUCUUUUGGUGGGCAUUAGCAGCCUACGAUUAUAACUCAGCAGAGUUGACAGAGAUCGAGAUGCGUGGCUUGGUGGCAACCCUCAAAGAAGCUGUGUCAAAAAUUGACAGUGAUGUGAGAAUUCUGCAAGGUCACGAAGGUUUUAUAGGCUUGAUCGAGUACGCAAUCCAAAAAGCUGCAACGGUAGUAUUCUCCAGAGAAAACCCUGAAAUUUUUGCUUUCACCAGUUGGUUAACAUUUGGUUUCGACAAAGUCGAUUUUGGAUGGGGAAAACCCAUUUGGGUUGGGCUGAUGGGGGAAGUAGGCUCCGGUAGGAAACUCACUAUUCUCCAAAAUGCUAUCUAUGGCAAAGGAAUUGAAGCAUGGGUGACCUUAGAUGAAAACGUUAUGGCUAUAUUGGAGGACGAUGCUGAAUUCCUCGCCUUAGCUACUUUAAACCCAAGUGUGAUAAGCCAAUGAGGCUAUACUUUGAUAAUACCCAUCUCUGAUCUGUACUAGUAUCUAUAUUGUUGCGUAACUUAUGUAUUGAUGAUUGUAUUCCAAUCAAACUAAUAAAGCUAGUGAGCUAUACUAAAAGGAGGAUGGUUAUUAGAGUGUGUAA
This is a messenger RNA of Quercus robur (English oak), 1806 nucleotides long. Its product is annotated as vinorine synthase-like. Lineage: Eukaryota; Viridiplantae; Streptophyta; Magnoliopsida; Fagales; Fagaceae. The coding region runs from base 540 to 1664 and encodes 374 amino acids. The transcript is spliced from 2 exons. The record is from RefSeq and is a predicted model, not a curated record.